This is a messenger RNA of Penicillium brevicompactum, 1011 nucleotides long. It is a transcript of the gene ksrA, whose product is annotated as 3-dehydrosphinganine reductase. The transcript has 3 exons. Gene Ontology annotation, molecular function: 3-dehydrosphinganine reductase activity. The record is from RefSeq and is a predicted model, not a curated record. Gene Ontology annotation, biological process: sphingolipid biosynthetic process. Gene Ontology annotation, cellular component: endoplasmic reticulum membrane. Bases 1 to 1011 code for a protein of 336 amino acids. NCBI's taxonomy places the organism in Eukaryota, Fungi, Ascomycota, Eurotiomycetes, Eurotiales, Aspergillaceae.
AUGUUUGGUUUCGGGUCUCGAAAUGAAUUCAUUGUCGAGGGGAAGACAGUGGUCAUCACCGGCGGCUCUGAUGGCAUGGGCAAAGCUGUUGCAGUUCAACUCGCCGCGAAAGGCGCAAACGUGAUAGUAGUUGCACGCACAGUCUCCAAACUCGAGGCUACAGUUGAGGAAUUGAAGGCCAAUGCGGCAAACAUUGUCAAGCAGAGAUUCCAUUACAUCAGCGCCGACCUUACAGAUCCCCUUGAAUGUGAGCGAAUCAUCGCAGAGGCCACUACUUGGAACUCUGGGGCUGCGCCCGAUAUCGUUUGGUGCUGUGCAGGUUUCUCCCGCCCGGGAUUUUUUAUUGAUGUGCCCAUCCAAGAGCACAAGCAGCAGAUGGACACCAUCUAUUGGACUGCAGCCAAUACAGCCCAUGCCACACUCCGCAACUGGCUCGCCCCUGUUCAGCCAAGUGGACAGAUGAAAUUUCCUCGGAGACACCUUAUUUUUACCUGCUCCACUCUUGCAUUCGUUCCUGUCGCUGGUUAUUCGCCAUACUCGUCUGCUAAGGCAGCCAUCCGUUCGCUAUCCGACUCUCUGAGCCAAGAAAUCGAGAUGUACAAUGGCGCUUUCUCUCAGCGACACCGCAAUAACGCACCGGCUGCGGAUGUCAAGAUCCACACUAUCUUCCCCAUGGGAAUCUCCAGCCCUGGCUUUGAAAACGAGAACAAAAUUAAGCCUGAAUUGACCAAGAAACUGGAGGAAGCCGACAAGCCCCAGACCCCUGCGCAGGUCGCAGAGAUUUCGAUCAAUGCUUUGGAGCGUGGGGAGUAUCUCAUCACGACCAACCUCAUUGGUGCAUUCAUGAAAGGCACUUCUCUUGGACCCAGCCCCAGAAACAGCAUUGUCGGCGAUACCCUGCUUAGCUGGCUCAGCAACCUGGUCUUCCUCCAGGUCAUCCCGGAUCUUCGAAGCAAGGCAUUCACUUGGGGAAAGAAGAACGGUAUACCGGAAAGUUCCCCACGAUCAUAA